CACCAAUUCGCCGACACAAGAGUUUUCGGCGAAACAUUUUCUCUUUUUUUUCUCCUUUUUCCUCUUUUAAUUAUGCCUCGAUUAACUUUUGUGGCGAAAUGCGUCGCGGAUAUGACAAAGCAAGUGUCUAAUCUACCGGAGAAAUAUAUUAAAAGAGCAAUGGCACAGGUAGACUGGAAGACCCCAAAGGCAAUUCAGUAUAGGCAAACAGAAGUCAAGAAAACCAAGUUCCGAUUCACCACAAACCGGCCUUGGACACAGCAGUUUGCACAGCAGAACAGAGUAGGAACACGCCGUAAGAAAGUCUUUGUUGAGCCCAUUACAGACUGGUCAUUUUUCAAUGGAGACCGUGUGGAAAUUCUGGCUGGAAAGGACAAAGGCAAACAGGGCCUAGUAAAUUAUGUCGUUCAGGAGAGGAACUGGGUUAUGGUUGAAGGCCUCAACUGCCAUUUUCGAUCUGUCGGCAAAAAGGGUGACUAUCCAGGGAUGAUGAUCCAGAGUGAAGCUCCUCUUCUCGUGACUUCCCAAGUCGCAUUGUUGGACCCUUCUGACAACAAGCCGACUGAGGUUGAAUGGCGUUAUACCGAGGAAGGGGACAAGGUGAGAGUCUCAGCGCGGACAGGAAGGAUCAUCCCCAUCCCAAAGCUGGCGGAGGAAACAAAAGACUAUAAGACCAAAAGGACUUAUGUUGAGCAAGACAAGGACACAACUGAAGAUGAUCUUACUAAGUAUAUAUCAUCAUUUUACUUUUUUUGUCUUCUUUCUUUCUUUCUCUCUUUUCUUUUUCUUAUGUAAUCCAUUGCUGUCAGG
Molecule: messenger RNA, 810 nt
Organism: Penaeus indicus
Lineage: Eukaryota; Metazoa; Arthropoda; Malacostraca; Decapoda; Penaeidae
Gene: mRpL24
Product: large ribosomal subunit protein uL24m-like
Exons: 5
Coding region: 73-795 (240 amino acids)
Biological process (GO): translation
Cellular component (GO): ribosome; mitochondrion
Molecular function (GO): structural constituent of ribosome; RNA binding
Source: RefSeq, a predicted model, not a curated record